AAUUAAUUCAACAGAGCUAAACUAACCUUACAGAAGCUAAGAAGAAAAUAAAAAGUAAAUAAAAAAAUCUGUAACUAUGGAUCUUAGAAAGCCAAUGACAGAUCUGUUAGAAUUUUGCAGGAAAAUUAACUGCGGUCGUUUGGAAUUUAAUUACUCUAAAGGUGAGGAGAGCAGCUUUAAUUGCAAAGUAACUUUAUUGGAUAUGGAGGCCAAUGGAAGCGGAGGCUCAAAGGAUGAUGCCAGGGAAGUGGCCGCGUUCAAUUUAUUGCGAAAACUGGACGAACUACCUGAAUGCGGGGAUCUAGUGAAAAUUGAAGAUAAAGGUGAAUCUAAUGAACUCAUUGAUCCUAAUCGGAAUAUGUUUAAGGAGUUGUGGGAUUUUUGUAACAGCCAUGAUAUGCCGUCCCCGAUUUUUGAAAUGGUUGAAAAAAGCCGAAAUCCAAAUGCUCCCAAAUUCGUGGCAUGCUGUACACUGGCAUCAAUUAAACGUUAUGGCAUUUCAGAUAAGAAAAAGGAAGCACACCAGCGGGCGGCUUCUGCAAUUUUGAGUGUGGUUUCCAAGGAUGCAGAUAAGCUACCCAAAUCUAACGGUGUAAAACUGGUCCCCAUUGGCACCGCAGAAGAUGAAGAAUCCGAGGGAUGUGAUGCAUUUGAAACAUACAAAAAAUUAAUCCAACCACAAAAAAAACCCAAAUCGGGUGAUAUGCUGCUGUGUGAUCGUCACAAUUAUUUCAAGAACUUUCCCCAGGAUCUCAAAUUAGCUGCCUUUGAGAUCCUUGAUCGUUCUAGUGAUAAAAAUUAUCCUGACGUAAAACAAAGAGCUCUUAAAGUUAUGAGCGCUUUGAAGUUAAACCACAAGAUUACCCCUAUGCCCUCGCGCAGCGUUAAGCCAAUAUUGAUGCUAGAGUUUGAUUGCGAAUAUGAUGCUGUCUUGAUGGGUUAUGAGUCAGAUAUCUAUACUCAAGUUAUACAAUAUUUUCGUAAUAUGUUAGAUUAACCUAUGAAUAUUUGAUGAUUGGGCCUAAUAAAAUCUGCUAAGCUGUCGUCCAUUAAA
Messenger RNA from Drosophila willistoni, 1054 nucleotides. RefSeq lists its product as uncharacterized. The record is from RefSeq and is a predicted model, not a curated record. Lineage: Eukaryota; Metazoa; Arthropoda; Insecta; Diptera; Drosophilidae. The transcript has 2 exons. The coding region runs from base 77 to 997 and encodes 306 amino acids.